This is a messenger RNA of Anopheles stephensi (Asian malaria mosquito), 493 nucleotides long. RefSeq lists its product as uncharacterized. The record is from RefSeq and is a predicted model, not a curated record. The transcript has 2 exons. NCBI's taxonomy places the organism in Eukaryota, Metazoa, Arthropoda, Insecta, Diptera, Culicidae. The coding region runs from base 8 to 310 and encodes 100 amino acids.
CGUCGUCAUGUGGGCGAGCAAAGGACCGGCAAACCGCAGCGAAUCUAAUGAAGUAGCGGCUCGAUACCCCACCGCAACAACAGUGCGUGCGUCUCAGGGCGCCAACAAAAUGCGUUCAAUGUCGUACGCGGCAUUGAACUUGUCAUGUCCACACGGCUCCAUCAUCCGGGCACACCGGUUGCAAUGGUGUGCAGCCAUUUUACAGUUUCCUUUGGGGCGGUUGCCAGGAAGUCCGCCGGUGGACGACGGACACGAACGCAUACGGAACUAUAAUGUCGAAAGGUCGGCUUGUACCAAGACCAAUUCCUGAUGAUCGUUAAUAGUGCGAUCACGUAAACACGACAUGAAGUCGACUUGUUUUGGCUGUCAAAACAUCCGCCAACCACCAUCAUCUGUCAUCGAACGCAAACAUCUACUGGCAAGUGCCUACUACGAUCCUGAAACGGCUGUCAUGCACAUCGACACGCCUGGAUGCAUUUCCAAGUGGUGUAUC